AUGGCGACCUCCCUGAAGAAGUCAAACCUGCCCUCUGCCAGCCAGAGGAGAAAGAUGGGCCCGAAACCCGAACUCACAGAAGAUCAAAAGCAAGAAGUGCGGGAAGCGUUUGAUCUCUUUGAUGCUGACGGCACUGGGACCAUCGACGUGCGGGAGCUGAAGGUGGCCAUGCGGGCUCUAGGCUUUGAGCCCAGGAAAGAGGAAAUGAAGAAGAUGAUUGCGGACGUGGACAAGGAAGGCACCGGGAAGAUCAGCUUCAAUGACUUCUUGGCAGUGAUGACACAGAAGAUGUCUGAGAAAGACACCAAAGAGGAAAUCCUCAAGGCCUUUAGGCUCUUUGAUGAUGAUGAGACCGGGAAGAUCUCUCUCAAAAAUCUGAAGCGUGUGGCCAGCGAACUGGGGGAAAAUCUCACCGACGAGGAGCUGCAGGAGAUGAUAGAUGAGGCCGAUCGGGAUGGGGAUGGUGAAGUCAAUGAGGAAGAAUUUCUUCGGAUCAUGAAGAAGACCAGCCUUUAUUAG
Molecule: messenger RNA, 519 nt
Organism: Elephantulus edwardii (Cape elephant shrew)
Lineage: Eukaryota; Metazoa; Chordata; Mammalia; Macroscelidea; Macroscelididae
Gene: CETN1
Product: centrin, EF-hand protein, 1
Exons: 1
Coding region: 1-519 (172 amino acids)
Biological process (GO): centriole replication; mitotic cell cycle; nucleotide-excision repair
Cellular component (GO): centriole; centrosome
Molecular function (GO): calcium ion binding
Source: RefSeq, a predicted model, not a curated record